GGUCAUUUCGUUUCCACCACAAUCGGAUCACUCUCUGCACUCUGUUUUUCCCAUUUUCAACAAUUUUCACGAGUUUCAAUCAACAAUCGAAGAAAUUUCAUCAUCUCUUCGAUUCUACACACCCGAUUGCAAUUUCCUCUCAAUUUCUCAACAUACGCCAUGCUUGCUUGCCGAGCGUUGUUGACGGUUGGGUGAACAAUUGAUGGUGUGGAAUUUGAAGAUGGAGACGUAUUUGAAUGAGAAUUUCGGGGAAGUGAAACCGAAGCAUUCGUCUGGAGAAACGUUGAAGAGAUGGAGGACUCUGUGUGGUGUUGUCAAGAACCCCAAGAGGCGCUUUCGUUUCACUGCUAACAUCGCUAAGCGCGAUGAGGCGGCUGCAAUGCGACGUUCUAAUCAGGAGAAAUUGAGAGUCGCGGUUUUGGUUUCCAAGGCUGCAUUUCAGUUUCUACAAGGGGUGCAACCAGAUGACUACACAGUCCCUGAAGAAUUCAAAGCCGCUGGUUUCGACAUCUGCGCUGAAGAAGUAGGUUCUAUUGCCGAAGGACACGACCCCAAAAGGCUAAAACUCCAUGGUGGAGCAGACGGUAUUGCCAAAAAGCUCAAAACAUCAACAACCGAUGGACUAUGUACCGAUAACCACAACGAGCUGACCCCAAGGCAACAACUUUUCGGAAUCAACAAGUUUACAGAAGCCGCGCAACGCAGCUUUUGGGUCUUCGUUUGGGAAGCCCUUCAAGAUAUGACCUUAAUGGUUCUUGGUGCAUGCGCGUUUGUGUCGUUGAUUGUAGGAAUCGCAACCGAAGGCUGGCCCAAGGGGGCUCACGACGGGCUUGGGAUCGUCGCGAGUAUCUUGUUAGUCGUGUUUGUGACAGCGACGAGUGAUUAUCGUCAAUCGUUACAGUUUAAAGAUUUGGAUAAAGAGAAAAAAAAGAUAUCUAUUCAAGUAACACGAAACGCGUAUAGGCAAAAGUUGUCGAUAUACGAGUUACUAGUUGGUGAUAUUGUUCAUCUUGCUAUAGGAGAUCAAGUCCCGGCAGAUGGGCUUUUUCUUUCGGGUUUUGCAGUCUCUAUUGAUGAAUCGAGUUUGACGGGUGAAAGUGAGCCGGUUAUGGUUAGUUCCGAGAACCCUUAUUUGUUGUCCGGGACCAAGGUCCAAGACGGUUCAUGCAAAAUGUUGGUUACGGCGGUUGGCAUGCGAACGCAAUGGGGGAAACUAAUGGCGACUCUUAGCGAAGGAGGAGACGACGAGACCCCGUUACAAGUUAAGUUAAACGGCGUCGCCACAGUUAUUGGGAAAAUCGGUCUUUUUUUCGCUAUGGUGACAUUUGCGGUUCUUGUGCAAAAGUUAGUAACUCGUAAGAUAACCGAAGGAACUCACUGGCGUUGGUCGGGUGACGACGCUUUAGAACUAUUGGAAUAUUUCGCUAUUGCGGUCACUAUCGUUGUGGUUGCGGUUCCAGAGGGGCUUCCGUUAGCGGUCACAUUGAGUCUAGCAUUCGCCAUGAAGAAAAUGAUGAACGACAAAGCACUCGUCCGCCAUUUAGCAGCGUGCGAGACUAUGGGGUCCGCAACGACGAUAUGCAGUGAUAAAACCGGGACACUAACCACCAACCGAAUGACGGUAGUGGAAGCCUGCAUUUGUACGAAAGUCAUGGAUAUAACCAAACAAGUCGGUAAUGAGAUCCCAAACAAUGCGUUAAAGCUUCUUCUACAGUCGAUAUUCACUAACACUGGGGGCGAAGUUGUAAUCAACCAACACGGGACACGCGAGAUACUAGGAACCCCGACAGAAGCGGCUAUACUAGAAUUCGGUUUGUCACUUGGUGGCGAUUUCCAAUCAGAGCGCCAAGUUUCCAACGUUCUCAGAGUUGAGCCGUUUAACUCUACAAAGAAACGGAUGGGAGUCGUGUUGAAGCUUCCAGAAGGAACCGUACGAGCGCAUUGUAAAGGUGCUUCGGAAAUAAUCUUGGCGGCUUGUGACAAGAUGAUUAAUGUAACUGGUGAAGUUGUUAGUCUUGAUGAGGCGUCACUUAACCAUUUAAAGGGUGUAAUCGACAAAUUUGCUAGUAAAGCGCUUAGAACGCUAUGUCUUGCUUAUAUAGACCUCGAAAAAGACGUUUCUGCUGACACGCCUAUUCCAGCUAGUGGUUACACGUGUAUUGGAAUCGUGGGUAUCAAAGAUCCCGUGCGUCCAGGUGUCAAGGAGUCAGUGGCGCUUUGUCGCGCAGCUGGGAUAACCGUACGUAUGGUUACAGGAGAUAACAUAAAUACCGCAAAGGCAAUAGCUAAAGAAUGUGGAAUACUUACGGAUGACGGUAUUGCAAUCGAAGGUCCAGAUUUUCGCGAAAAGGAUCUAGAUGAAUUGUACUGGCUAAUUCCCAAGAUUCAGGUGAUGGCCCGAUCGUCUCCUCUCGAUAAGCAUACACUAGUGAAGCACUUGAGAACAACGUUUGGUGAAGUUGUGGCGGUUACCGGUGAUGGAACGAAUGAUGCACCCGCACUUCAUGAAGCCGAUAUCGGGCUUGCAAUGGGCAUUGCUGGGACCGAGGUAGCCAAAGAGAGUGCGGAUGUAAUCAUUCUAGACGAUAAUUUUUCGACAAUUGUGACCGUUGCCAAAUGGGGACGAUCAGUCUACAUCAACAUUCAAAAGUUUGUACAGUUUCAGCUCACAGUUAAUGUUGUUGCUUUGGUAGUCAACUUUACUUCAGCUUGUUUGACAGGAAGUGCUCCGUUAACUGCGGUCCAGCUCUUGUGGGUGAACAUGAUAAUGGAUACGUUGGGAGCGCUGGCAUUAGCGACCGAGCCUCCGAAUGAUGAACUAAUGAAGAGACCACCAGUUGGAAGAACGGGAAGUUUUAUUAGUAGUGCUAUGUGGCGGAAUAUAUUGGGACAGUCUUUGUACCAGUUUACAGUGAUAUGGUUACUUCAGUCGAAAGGAAAAUCGUUUUUCGGUCUUCAUGGAGAUGAUUCGGAUUUGAUCCUUAAUACCCUUAUUUUCAAUGCCUUUGUCUUCUGUCAGCUUUUUAACGAGAUUAACUCUAGAGAAAUGGAGAAAGAAGAUGUUGUAGAUGGGAUAUGGGACAACAAUGUGUUUGUGAGUGUUAUCUCAGCAACAUUUAUAUUCCAGGUGAUAAUAGUGGAGUACCUAGGCACCUUUGCGAAUACAUCACCGCUAACGAUCAUGCAAUGGUUCUUUAGCAUUGUUAUCGGGUAUUUAAGCAUGCCCAUUGCUGUCUACUUGAAGAGGAUCCCUCUUUUGUUUUCGCAAAAAGAUCUGAUCCUUUAGCCUUUUAGAAGUUCGUUGAGUGUAGAUUGUUUACAAGGUAGGGUAGGGGUUCGGUUCGGUUCGUGCCAAGUUAACUAAAGAGAAUGCUCAUGAUGAUGAUGAAUCUGUUAUGUAAAAGAAGGUUGUGUUAGUUGUGUAGUUGAACAUUUUACAACUUUUCGAUAAGAUAUAUAGAGUAGGGAGUACCAUGUGAAUUUUAUCUUUUGGAUGAAAUGCUAUGUAAAGUUCUUUA
Helianthus annuus (common sunflower) is the source of this 3518-nucleotide messenger RNA. RefSeq names its product calcium-transporting ATPase 2, plasma membrane-type. The transcript is spliced from 7 exons. NCBI's taxonomy places the organism in Eukaryota, Viridiplantae, Streptophyta, Magnoliopsida, Asterales, Asteraceae. Bases 203 to 3286 code for a protein of 1027 amino acids. Gene Ontology annotation, biological process: calcium ion transmembrane transport. The record is from RefSeq and is a predicted model, not a curated record. Gene Ontology annotation, molecular function: ATP binding; calmodulin binding; ATP hydrolysis activity. Gene Ontology annotation, cellular component: intracellular membrane-bounded organelle; membrane.